Molecule: messenger RNA, 2399 nt
Organism: Amaranthus tricolor (Joseph's coat)
Lineage: Eukaryota; Viridiplantae; Streptophyta; Magnoliopsida; Caryophyllales; Amaranthaceae
Exons: 7
Coding region: 101-904 (267 amino acids)
Cellular component (GO): intracellular anatomical structure
Molecular function (GO): pyridoxal phosphate binding
Source: RefSeq, a predicted model, not a curated record
AUUUCAAUAGCUAACAAUUAGUUGAAUCAGCCAAAAUUAAUUGAAUUUAAAAAACCUUACACAAUGGAGGGAAUAAAGAAUAACUCCUCUCUAUUUGAGGAUGUAUUCUCCAAAUAAAAACAGAACAAACCAGAACAAGAAUAAAAAUAAAAUAAGAAAAAGCAUGGCGGCUACCUCGGCCAUAAAAAGCCUUCCAGUGGUGGCGCUGCGAUCUGUUCUUGAUCGCGCGGCGCAAGCCGCUGAAAGGUCUGGGCGCCUACCCGAGCAAGUGAAAAUAGUCGCUGUCAGUAAAACAAAGCCUGUGUCUGCUCUCCGCGAGGUCUAUGACGCUGGUCAUCGUUGUUUUGGAGAGAAUUACGUUCAGGAACUUGUUGAGAAAGCUCCUUUGCUUGCUGAAGAUGUUGAAUGGCAUUUCAUUGGGAACUUGCAGAGCAACAAAGUUAAAGCUCUUCUAACUGGAGUCCCUAAUCUUGCAAUGGUGCACACUGUAGAUGAUGAGAAGAUAGCCAAUCAUCUUGAUCGUGCUGUGGGUAAUCUUGGAAGAAAACCAUUAAAAGUUUUGGUCCAAGUGAAUACUAGUGGAGAAACAUCAAAGUUUGGUGUUGAGCCUUCAGGGUGUGUCGAUCUUGCAAAACAUGUGAGCAUAAAUUGUCCCAACCUUGAAUUUUGUGGUUUAAUGACGAUUGGGAUGUUAGAUUAUACUUCAACACCUGAGAACUUCAAGACUUUAGUGAACUGUAGAAGUGAGGUUUGCAAGAAUCUUGGCAUAGAAGAAGAGCAAUGCGAGCUAUCUAUGGGCAUGUCUGGCGACUUUGAGCAAGCUAUCGAGAUGGGCAGCUCAAUUGUGAGAAUCGGAUCCACCAUAUUUGGACCAAGAGACUAUCCAAAGAAACAAGUUAGCUAGUAUCCUUUCCAUUGCAAAAGUUAAACCCGAUAUCAAGGGUUCUGGUGGAAUCAAUUGAUGCAAAAACCCUCGGAGAUGCUGCUACGUUCAAGGUUAUUGUUUUAAAUAUCUUGGCUUAUGCGCAUUUAUGUUCUACACUCGUACCCUUGAUUGGACGACCUAGGCAUGUGAUUGUUUUUAAUUGAUGAUGAAAAUGAUGAAACAAGCCAUUAUGUACUUCUAAGUUAUAAGUACUCAUUGGAUGUUUAUACAAUAUCUAUUCCUGUUUUAAUGAAUAAGCUGCGGUAGAGAGAGUUUUAGAGGGUGCAAACUAAAAUUUGCUGAUUCAAUCGUGCUUGUGAAAGUAGUACGACUACAACAUGGUUUAGUUUUAUGGAAAUCCUGGUUUCUUCUGCAUUUUUAAAUAUUAGUAUGUUGUUUCUUUUGCUGCAUAAUUUCUUUCCGUCACCGAAUACAUACAAGUACAUCAGAAAGGCUCAUCAUCUUUUGGAAGUUGCCUUUGUACUGACGUCUUGUUGCUGAUGAUAUAUGUUUAACUAAGAUGAAUCAAUAUAACUAAAAAUGAAUCGUCUUCAUCUAUUACUAUUUGAUUGUGCAUGAUCUUUAUGUUUUCAUUCCAUGCAAGGUAGGAAUUUCGUAUGAUAACAAAUAGAAUCACUAGUCGAAAAUUAAGAAUUAGCAUGACAAGUGCAUCACCAGGAAUGCAUUAGGAUUAGCUUUGAUAAUAACAAUUGUAGUAAACUAGUGGUGUUGUUUACUUUUACAACCCGUUUGGUUAGUGAUAUUAAAUGGUGGUAAUAAAAAUGAUUUAUAAUGUAAAACUUCAUCAAAAGUUCCAUGCUAUUCCCGUGUUGAUGAAAUUUUGAUCAAAAAAAUUGUUUUUUUGUUUACAAAUUUUCAUUACCACCUAAUACCACUUCUCUCAAUGGUAAUGCAUUGGAAUGAAUUUUAUGAAAAAAAUGAGAUGAUUGAAGCUGGACAAGCAUGGGCAUCAAGGCAGCCAACGGAUGUUUCAACUAAAAUUACACUAGUUUUCAUUUCUAUUACCAUCAUUUAAUACCACCUAUCAAACGGGCCGUUAGUACUACUUAACUAGUCCUUAAAUCAUAGGAGUAUAAGCCCAAAUUGUAAAAAGGUUCUAAAUUUAUUGUAAAAAAACAAAAAAUAGAAUCAAGCAAUGUUGGUCUAGUGGUAGGGAUGAAUCAAGAUUGGGGAUUCAAUCUCCACUAAAGCUAUUUUUGGAAUUCCAUUGUACUCUCUCUGUUUCAGUUCGAUUCACACGAUGUUGCAAAUGGGACAGAAGAGUGAAUUUUCGUUUACAAGAAACAAACUCGACAAGGAGUAUAUACUGAGUUUAAUACUUAUGAAGCUUGUUAUUCAUCUUAAAAUCAUGCUUAUUACCAUUAUCAUAAUCAUAAGCAGCAACAGGAGCAGUAUUAUGAUGCAUUUGCCUUAACUCUGUAGUAGUAUUGAUACUUGUUGAAGGUACAGACUG